CCGGACAUCAUUAUGCAAUGCUUCAAACAAAACCAGAUCCGAAUAGGAAGAUUGAUGGAAUCGAAUCAUACUUUGGUGCAUUCAACCCCAAAGGUAUUGAGGGCCCCCAACAUAGCUCAUUUCGCAUGACACUUUCAAAUGGUGAUGAUAGCUUGAAAACGGGAUUGACGGUGAAUCCAUUAUUAUUCAAAGAUAACAAGACUCGAUUGUUUGCUCAUAUCGUGUUGAAUGGAAGAACGCAAUGUUUCAAUCAACAAUGUCUGGGAUAUAUACAACUCAGUUCUGAAAUACCUCUAGGUUGGCCCAUCGGAAGAAUUUCAGUUGUAGGAGGAAUUCAAUAUGCUCUAAAAUUGAGGAUCAGCAAGAAUUAUAUGAACACAGGACCGAAUUCAAGAGAAUCUGUGUGGCUAUUGCAAUUGGAUGAUGAUAUGCUUAUGGUCGGUUUGUGGCCAACAAAAGUAUUUGGAAGAUUAAAUGACUUGGGUAACCAAGCCGAUUGGGGGGGAGAAGUUUAUAGUCCUUUGGACCAACCAAGUCCACCUAUGGGUACUGGCAUUCAUCCCUAUGGGGACACAAGAUAUGCAGCACAUAGUACUCUUAUUGGAAUUUCAUAUGAGAAUUCACAAUCUGAAUUUGUGAAUCCAAGUGAUGUAGUGUUAUAUGAAUCAGAUCCAAAAUCGUAUAGUGUUUUGGAUUGUGGAUAUGAAAUUGGAUAUUGGGGACGCUGGAUUUUAUAUGAUGGUCCCGGAGGAAUAAAAAGUGAUUGAGUUGUAAGUUGACUUGUUUCUUUGCCAAUAAAAUUUUCCAAUUAUUUAAGUUAUUUUUUAUUUUUUAUUAAGAAAGCUUGGCUAGUUGCACAAGGCUAUGAAAAAGAGAAUCGUCCACAUAUUAUGCCAUAAAGUA
Messenger RNA from Carya illinoinensis, 903 nucleotides. RefSeq lists its product as uncharacterized. The transcript has 5 exons. Bases 18 to 767 code for a protein of 249 amino acids. NCBI's taxonomy places the organism in Eukaryota, Viridiplantae, Streptophyta, Magnoliopsida, Fagales, Juglandaceae. The record is from RefSeq and is a predicted model, not a curated record.